Molecule: messenger RNA, 611 nt
Organism: Babesia bovis T2Bo
Lineage: Eukaryota; Apicomplexa; Aconoidasida; Piroplasmida; Babesiidae
Product: putative integral membrane protein
Exons: 2
Coding region: 20-592 (190 amino acids)
Source: RefSeq, a predicted model, not a curated record
AGAUAGCGUUUUAAUAAAAAUGUGCGUUACUGUGAAACGUUACUUUCAAGUGCCCUGGCAUGUUCAGGAUGCUCGUGUCAUUGAUGUUCUAACCCUAGUUUGUUACCCUUUAGUUUCUUCAUUGAUGGCUCUUGCCGUUUCUUUAAAUGUAAUGGUGUUCAUGCAGAUGUACACUAGUAUAAUUCCUCAUUGGUACAUAACUAUGAGCUAUUGCAGCUGUGUAUCAGCUACACUAAGUUUCAUUUUGUUUGUGUUAAGUACCAUAUACGGUCGUUCAAUAUGCGCUGCGUUAGGGUAUAUAUGUUUUGAGGCAUUCUUUAUACAGCAAGUUCCUUUGAGCAUAGAGCUACUUUUGGAGCCGGGGUUGGAAGCGCAAAUGGACCCGCCUGUAUUGAUGAUGAUGCGAGCCACAGUGAUUUUCUUUGACAUUGUUGUCUUGUGGAUGGGAAUCAGGUUAGCCUUGGUGAUAAUUGCUUUGACCGAGGCCAUGAUGCGUGGUGGUAUGCUUUGGGAUUUGGAUGAUGCUAAAGAGCGUCAUUUUGGGGAUCAUCCACGUAAUUAUUCCAUCUCUGUACCAGAGGACGAAUCAUAAAAGGCUGGAUUCUGGACUA